Messenger RNA from Linum trigynum, 1545 nucleotides. Lineage: Eukaryota; Viridiplantae; Streptophyta; Magnoliopsida; Malpighiales; Linaceae. The record is from the annotation of a GenBank genome assembly.
GAUAGAAUUCAAGCAUUACGCUUUUGCCCUAUCAAGUUUUUGGCGCCGUUGCCGGGGACUGUCAUACCUUAUUUUUGUUGAUUUUUGUGAGUGAACUAUUUUGAUCUGGGUUUUAGUGUGCAGAAGAAUUUUCAGGUUUAUCCUCCUCGUGCAUGCCUAGGAGGACAACCAGGGAUUUAUUGCCACUAGACCCGGAGAUCGAGAAGACCUGCCGCCAGAACAGGAAGCAUGUCAAGUUAGGGAAGCAGCCAACCACAACUCCUAGGCCUUCCCUAACCCAUAAUCGUCAACAGAGAGGGCAUGCUUCAUCACCUGUCGUCCCUACACCAUCUACACCACCACCUCGUGACAUUGAGCCUGUCAUCAUGGCAGACGAGGAUCGUUCGAUCAGGGCUCGUUUGAAUCGACGGACGGGAGCCCGAGCUUCAUAUGUUGUCAUUCCGGCUGGGGAUGCAACCAUGGAGAUUACAUCAGCAUUUAUCAACAUGAUCACCAACGGGUAUAUUUUCUUGGGGGCUAGCACUGAGGAUUCUCACGAACAUCUUCGCCGGUUCGCGAGCAUAUGUGAUACAAUGAAGAGCCCAACUGUGUCUGAUGAUGCAAUUCGUCUUCGGAUGUUCUCAUUCUCUCUGAUAGGGAAUGCAUCACACUGGUUUCAGAACAUAACACCACAUUCCAUCACGACAUGGGCUCAGCUUGAGAAGGCCUUUCUGGAUAAGUACUUCCCACCUGCCUUGGCAAUGAAGAGGCAAGAGGAAAUUGUUACUUUUAAGCAGGCUGAUGAUGAGAGUCUGACUGAGUCAUGGGAGCGCUAUAAGGGGCUAUUGAUGAUAUGCCCAAGCAAUGGUCUUGAAGAUUGGAACGUGAUCAUUAUUUUCUUCAAUGGAAUCAGAAGGGAGUUCCGGGAUGCCCUGAAUAAUGCUUCUUGACUCACUUCUACUGUCACUCUAGGAAUUGGCCAAGUGUAACCACUUCCUAAAGCGUAGUAUAACGGGUUUGGGUUUUAAUGUCAACCCGGGUCCUAGAUUUGAUGACUACUCGGUGAAUUUCUUGAUAUCUAGCAAUGAAACUUUAAUGCAAGUCUAAACUAACAAGAAAGCAAAGCAACUAAACGGUUGUUUUCAGGUUAAGAGAGGUCACCCGGAUAUGGUUCCCCCUAGACUACAGUUAAGCCGGAUUGCAAUUACCAAGUUCAGUUUCUAUGAUAGUUAUACUGCGGAAGGUUCUUAAACAGCCUGAAGUCUCGACUAAAGGUCUUCAGACCCUCUCAAUCUGAGUCUCUAGCGGGUGACUAACCUCCACUGGAGUAAACAGAUUGAGGCCCUAACGAACAAAACCUCCACUACCGAAGUGAAUUCGGUACAGAAUAGUGAGUUGGCUCCUCGACUAAAGUCACCAACUCCCUACCUUCAAUCAAGGAUGCUCUAUCAACCUAGGCAUAUAUUCUCAUUCUAGGUUAAAGCAGAAACAACAGGAAUUUGAUCAGGAUUCAUGCCAUUCAAUUAUUCAAACCUCAAUUGAAUAUAAUCAAAUCAUAGAAUCAGU